Molecule: messenger RNA, 2262 nt
Organism: Moneuplotes crassus
Lineage: Eukaryota; Ciliophora; Spirotrichea; Euplotida; Euplotidae
Source: the annotation of a GenBank genome assembly
CUUUAAUAAAAUGGAGAGUAACUCACUUGGAGAAAGGAGCGUUGACCUGCACCGAAAUAAAGAUUGCAAAGAAGCUAGCACAUCUUUAAAAAUGUAUCAAGAGUAUAUCCACCUUGGAGAGGAGAUUGAUGAGUCAAAGAUUAAUACAAGCUCAUAUAUGAAGCUGAAUACCACUUUAGGAGAAAUAAAAAGUUUUAUCACAAAUAAAAUAAAUACUCAAAAUAGAGUUAUUGAAAAAGAUUUGGAUGAUGCUGAGUAUUCCAAAUGGUUGGAGCAUAGAUCCUUUGCAUCAGGCUUAGUGACACCCAAAGAUUACCAAGAUAUCAAUAAAAACUAUGACCCUUCAUCAAAGAUCCAAGUCAGAUCCAAAGAUGAGUUCUACCAAAGAAUCAAAGAAAUUUUCCAGAACUUUGUGUACUUGGGAACCAAGAGAUAUUCUGCCAGUUGUUACCAAAAAGUUCAUGACUUUCUGAAAGAAGAAGCUAAGGUUGAAGAUGACAAGAAGUUCCAGUGGCUCCUCGUCUUUGCCAAUAGUGUCAAGAACCUAGAGGAUGCUCCCAUUGGUUUGAUUAGUAAAGUAAAGGCGGUUAUUGAGCAAUCUGAACAUAUUCAAUAUCAAGAUAUCCCAGGAUCAGGAUCUUCAAAAAAUCUGAUUGAUUUCAAAAAGCAAAGAGAGGUGUUCAGAAGGCUUAUUGAUUCUUUGAAGUUUGAUAAAGCCCAAACAGAUCCAGAGGUGUAUGAGUGUCUAUGUGCAAUGUCGAAGAACUAUAAUUCUGGAUAUCAUUUACUUCAAGCAUCCAGAACUUUAGUUUCGAGUAAAAUGGAUGAACAUAAGCAGUAUUUGUACCACGAAGAUAUGCUAGGAUAUAAGCUAGAUUUCUUUGAUUCCCUUGAGAAGAUAAUUUCAGACUCAAUUAAAGAAUAUGAAAUGUCAAGCGAGAGCGAUACUUGCUCAGAGAUCAGUUCUAUCACAUUCAACCCAGAUCUGACUUACCCAGCUCCUGCUGAAGAGUCAAAAAGCAAAAAGAAAGAUGGUUCAGCCCGGUCUGAUUCUCCCAGCGCUACCCCAAUAGAAGAGGAGAACAAAAUCAUGGAUAUAGUUUUCUCUGAUUGAAAAGAUGACAAAUCCAUAUCUGAGAAACUGAGAGGUAAACACUAUGCAUUCGGCAGGAACGACACCUACUUCUACUUCUACCUCGAAGGAUUCGGAGUCUACAAGAUCUGUGGAGAUAAGGUAGUGGCACGCUCAAGAUGUAAAGAAUUGAAAACCGGAACACUCUCUUUUGUGUUCUUGAACAGAAGUUCUGAACCUUGUAUCAGAAGAAGCGAUGAUAUUUACACAAAAAAUCUUCCCUUCUUGAGUGUUGAUGAAAAUUUGGAGCUUACCAGAGUUACCAGGAAGUUAAAGAGAGAAUACGCAGACAGGCAGAAAGAAUACAAAGAAAAAGAUAUUCAAUGUUUUGAGUCAACACAUUCAGCUGAUAUUUUUGCUCAGUCUGAUAAGGACAGAGUCAGAUUCAUGAGAGCAACUCCGCUGUUAUGCGAAAAGGAAAUGAUCUACGCUCUCUCUUCGACUGUAGAGAUUGACAAAAAUGAAUUAUCACCUUUGAUUAAUCAAAAUCUAUGGGAGAAUACAGACAAAUGGGUCAAGAAGAUAUGCCAUUGGGAGCUUCAUGGAUAUGAUGUGACUAACUUAAAGCAUCAAUUUAAGCUUGAGCUCAAUGGAACCAUCGAGCAAGAACUCAAAGAUAAGUUCCCUGAUAGAUUAUUAGAAUAUGAGUCAUUAGAAAAAGAAGUUGCUCAGAAUCUUAGACUCGAUACUAUCCAAAGAGCUAUUCUUUCAUUUGGAUCUGAAAAUCUCAUUGUUUGUUUUGAUCAUAAAAUCUACUUCUUUUCACUAGAAACAGGACAUUUGCAACCAGAUACAAGAGAAAUUAGCGAGAAUAUCCUUGGAUAUUCGUAUGAGAAUAACAAUCAUUGGCAUCUUGAAAAAGCAGUCUCUGGAGAAGGUCUCACUAUUAAACCACUAACAAUAAAGAAAGUGGAGUGUAAGAGAAUUGAAUUCGUGCAAAGAUCACUCACUCACUUCAUAAAAAAACAAAUCAUUACUUCCAAAGAGCAACAGAAGUUAUCAGAGGAAAAUAUCCAGGCAAUUUUGGAUAAGGUUACACUGGAUGAGGAUAAACAAGAGCAAGAUACUUUGCUUAACUUAUAGAAAAACUGAAACAGAAGUGCUAAAGGAACGCUUUGUCAACUGCCAUG